AUGUUUUUUGCUUUCUUUUCUACUGUUAAUUCAAUAUUUGUUCCUUAUUCAUUAACUGCAGAAAGUACAGUUCCACGCAUUAAUGCAACUUUGCUUCAACAAAAAGCAAUUGGCCUCAAAACAGUCAUUGGAAUUGGUUUAAAGCCAGAUGAUAAAGAUACAAAAACAAGAGAAGAGACAAUUCUCGAAGCUACAUAUUACUAUGGCGAUAAGGCAGAUUUCUACUUCCUUGAACCAGUUUCUUGUGAUGAAUUAGCCAAACAGUACGGUCUUUCAAUUCCAUGCGUAUUUGUAUAUCGCGUUGGUUUACUUUGCGGAACAUACAUGUAUCCUGAAUCUGAUUCUGGAAUUAUGUUCCUUUUGAGAUUAAUUCUCGAACCAAUGCCAGAAGCUACACAAUCGCUUGCAGAUCUUCAUUCUCAACUGGGUAACAUGCCAUUUGCUCUCCUGGCUACUCCAGAACGCUACAACAAAGCAGUUUCCCUUCAAUACGAUGUUUCAUCUCAAAUGAACGUUGGCGUCAUUCCUGUUGAACCACAAGUUUUACUUUCAUUAGGUAUUAACUCAUCAAAGCUCGCUUUCUUUAGAGGAGAAGAUCGCACUGUUUUUCAAUCUUCCGAAUUUACAGAAGGAUUAUACGCACAGUCAUAUCCUGUGUACAGAAACCUCAUGCCUUCUGAUCUUCGUGGUGAAUCUACAAUCGUAUUCGCUCUCGUUGCUCCAGAACUUAAUGACGAUUAUCAGGAAUUUCUUUACCAAGUAGGUGAACGUGCAAUCGGUGUUGUUGUUGGCUAUUUACCAAGGAACUUGAAAUCCUACGCCGAAUCCAUCUGCCACGUUGUUAUUGACGAAAAAACAGUUACUGUUGUUGCAUUUAACUACGAUAACGGUUUCUAUUAUGAUACAUCAAGCGAAUUUACACCUGAACUCCUCAAGAAGCCAAUUAAUGUUGGAGUGUGGGUUCAAAAGGCAAAUACAAUUAUUUCUAAAAUCUUAUUGGGACAAAUCAAGCCAGAAUUCAUCAGCGAGCCAGAGCCACCCAAGUCAACUACAAAUACCCAACAAUUGGUCGGAACAACCUACGAACAAUUCAUUAUGGAUCCAAAUUACGAUGUUGUUGUUUUAUACAAGCGCGAGGGCUGCGAGAACUGCGUUGAAUUCUUCCCACAAUACCUUGAGUUCGCUGCUAGCCUUUCUAACUAUACUUACCUUAAAUUUGCUUAUAUUGACAUUCUCAAGAACAGUUGCAAGCUGAAAUACCCAUUCAUGCCUGGUGUACCACAUGUCCACUUCUACCCUGCACACAACAAGUCAGCAGAUGUUCCAAUGCGUGGAGGAAGAUCAACAAACUCAAUGUUGAGAAUGAUUAAACAGGGAUCAAAGAACAAAUACGAUUUCGAAGCUCCUCCAAUAGAUAAAGCUUCUGCAGCCAUGGAACUCUUCACUCUCCUCUUCGCUGCUAAAGAUAUGCCACCGGACGAACAGGCAAAGGCCAUGGAGUACAUCCAGGAACUCAAUGACAAAAUGAAUAUGACAACCCCUGAAAAGCCAAAGGAACAAGAACCAGAUUUAACUAAAGAAUUAUAA
This is a messenger RNA of Trichomonas vaginalis G3, 1587 nucleotides long. Its product is annotated as intramolecular oxidoreductase activity, transposing S-S bonds. Gene Ontology annotation, molecular function: protein disulfide isomerase activity. Gene Ontology annotation, biological process: response to endoplasmic reticulum stress; protein folding. The transcript has a single exon. Gene Ontology annotation, cellular component: endoplasmic reticulum. Bases 1 to 1587 code for a protein of 528 amino acids. The record is from RefSeq and is a predicted model, not a curated record. NCBI's taxonomy places the organism in Eukaryota, Parabasalia, Trichomonadida, Trichomonadidae.